AUGGCCCCUAAGAACAACGCCAAAGGCGGCGACAAGAAAGGCGCCGCGGCCAAGGGCAAGGGCAAAGACGCCGGCAACGACGACAAGAGCAAAGUCAAGGGCGCACAGUCAAUCAACGUGCGGCAUAUCCUGUGCGAGAAACACGCUAAGAAAGAAGAAGCCCUCGAGAAACUGCGCAACGGGACCAAAUUCGAUGAGGUCGCUCGUGAGUUCUCGGAGGAUAAGGCGCGGCAGGGAGGUUCCCUGGGUUGGAAGACUAGGGGAGAUCUGGAUCCGGCUUUUGAAAAUGUUGCCUUUGAAUUGGAGACUAGUACUACAGCGAAACCCAAGUAUCAGGAGGUGAAGACGGGCUUUGGGUAUCAUAUUAUCAUGGUCGAGGGGCGCAAGUAA
Molecule: messenger RNA, 390 nt
Organism: Penicillium daleae
Lineage: Eukaryota; Fungi; Ascomycota; Eurotiomycetes; Eurotiales; Aspergillaceae
Product: peptidylprolyl isomerase
Exons: 3
Coding region: 1-390 (129 amino acids)
Biological process (GO): rRNA processing
Molecular function (GO): peptidyl-prolyl cis-trans isomerase activity; DNA binding
Source: RefSeq, a predicted model, not a curated record